UCGCUGGUGUUUCCGCUAACUUUGCGGUGGUAUACUUUUCGUAUCACAGGGAGGAGUCAGCCGUUAGUUUCUUCAUUAAAGUGGUGUGUUUAUUGAUUUAUCACCAACCUUAAAGCAUGUUUUGUCGCCUGUACUCAUAAUGUAGGUCGCGCAUAUCACUGACGUACAGUUAUCGACGAGUUAUCGUGUAUUUCUUUUUGGCAAAAGACCGAAGGAAACGUCAAGGCGGAACAAGAUAAGAAGCAGAUACCAAAAGUGUUCCACAACAAAAACGUCCGCACAGGUUGUUUACGCAACCUCUUGACCGCUUCCAUCUCAACCAUAAAUAAUUCACCAGAGGCAUUCAUCAUAGGCCACCAUGUCUAUGGCCCUGAAGCAAGUUUUCAACAAAGACAGGACAUUCCGGCCCAAGCGCAAGUUCGAGCCGGGCACGCAGCGCUUUGAGCUGCACAAGAAAGCCCAGGCGUCUCUGAACGCAGGCCUGGACCUGAAGCAGGCAGUGCAGCUGCCCCACGGUGAGGACCUCAACGACUGGGUGGCUGUCCACGUGGUGGACUUCUUCAACCGCAUCAACCUCAUCUACGGCACCAUCAGUGACUCGUGCACCGAUCAAACCUGCCCCGUCAUGUCCGGUGGGUCCAAGUAUGAAUACCGCUGGCAAGAUGAGCACAAGUACAAGAGGCCCACCACCCUGUCAGCCCCUAAAUACAUGAGCCUGCUCAUGGAUUGGAUUGAGGUACAAAUCAACAAUGAGAAUAUCUUCCCUACCAACGUUGGUAAGUGAUUGGCUGUUUGCUUCAUUGCAUUGCAGGGCUUGGCGAAAGGUUUUUCGAAUGCAGAAAACUCAGUUUAUAUUUAGGUGAUCCAAGCCACCACCUGUUUAUAGUGAAAUAUCAACGGACAUAUGCUUUAGGUUUGAUCAGAAACUAGUUGAAAGGGCUUCCAAGCUGCAUCUAUUUAUGCUCUUGCAUCACAGCCAAUAUAAUACAGGCAAACCCUAAUGGUUGCAUGAACCACGGUAAUAACUGGGAUUACCAUAAUCUCAGUUUCUAAAAGUCUCUGUGUAAAAAAAGAAAAAAGUAGUAAUAAUAAAUACAAAAAUAAAGCUAAACCACUAAACUUGCCUAUACAUUUCUGGACCCAGAACAGAAAAUAUUCAGGAAGAUUUAUUUUGUUUUAAAGUUCUGCUUAAAAAUGCAGGUUUGCUGACAUUUAUGGAGCAGCAAUUCUUAGGAAAUACUUGAACAUUUCGUUAUACAAUAAACUUUAGCAUUUGAUGCCUGCUUCAAAAUAAAAUGUAUGCAGAUUUUUACACUUUGAAGUAUAAGUUAUACUUUUAAGGUUCUACAGCAUGACAGAACUAAAUAAAAUAAUUUAUGUAUUACCAAAUAAAAACGGCUGAGUAUUCAAAAAUGUCCGAUUUGAUGAGACAGACCUAGAAACAAAUAGAAAUAGGCCUCGGUUAUGUGCAGUUCAUGGGUGCAAAUCUGAAGUGAAAAUAACCCAUUUCUAUCCACAGUUAAAUUUAACAAACCUGGAUGAAAUAAAACAGUUCUUGCCGGCUGCAGAGUUGAUCAGUCAAGCAUGCACCUGAACCUUUUCAUAAACACGUCAGAGGAAAACGUAGCAGACGGAAAAUGUUUAAUUUCAUAGAGCGCGUUCAGCAGCUUAAAAAGCCCGACUGUGGGUUUGUCCUUAUCAUCACCUCAUCAGCGGCCACAGCUCUUCAUGCGCGGCGCUUGUGUUGAUGUGAUUCACCUUGAAACCUUACAGAGAGUCUGAACCUUCACUUGAAGUUCUCCUAUAUUUAAGACCGCUUCCUCCUUUGCAAAUUUACAAAAGGUUCGUUUAAAAUGAAAGUAGACGUUUUAUCCACUAUGCUUGUUUUAAACCUUGCUGAGAUGAAGCCUAAACUGCUGACAGAUGAACAGAUGAAAUCAGCUUUUUUCGUUUUGAGAAAAUGCAAAAGAACAAACUAUGAUGUUGACUAUAAAUUAGUUUGAUUGUUAUAGUUGACGUACCUGAUUACGUUAAAUAAUCUUGUCAGGCCUUGAUAGAUGAUUUAUUCAAUUAUUAGCUUUUUAUAGCAAAGAUAUAAUUUCCAAAGCUUAAAACGGCACGUGCAUCAGAAACAAUAUGGCAGGAACAAUAAAAUAAACAUGAGUUAGAAUAAUGUGAUUUAAACACAGUGUCUGAGACAGAGCAGGUAUCGAUAUGGACCAUCGGUUCAGAUAAUGGUGCAGAACGUACAUGAUAUAGUUUAGUAGGUAGCUGAGUUUACACAAUUUAUGAAUUGUUUGCAGACACACAAGUUAUUUACCAAGGAGAUGAGCCUGAGCUGUAAUGGGUAAAUAUGAUUUAUGGUUUAAUGACUGACCUGGAAAAAUCAGCUUUAAUCUAAUCCACUGGGUGCAAGUUGAUUAAAGAGCAAAUAAGAGAGACUAUUAAAGGUAACCUGUGUAAAAAAUAAAAUAAAAAUUAUUGUGUUAUCCAAAAUGAGAAGCCUUUGUAUUUCCUACACUCUGCAAGGCCACAUAUAUUGGAUUACCUUCUGUGUUUCACAUUGCAAACAUUGAGGCUCGAGUAAAUCCGUGGCAGUGGCAUUCUUGGUUGAAUAUUAUCUCUGCAUGUAUGCAUGCCCUCUGCUCCAGCUCAACCGCUGACUUACCAACAGAAACAUCCAGGCGAUGGAUUAAAAAAUGGGUCACACCAUGCCCAGUGCACUAUGAAUAGAAACAAGCUCUGAUGGGCUCCUGCACUUGAACUACUUCCUCCCAUACGGUUAAUUUUGUCGAAGCAGGAUGACUCUUUUGUUUUAAUAAACGAGGCUUGUUACUAAAAGACGACACUCAUCACAUCUUUUAGCCAGCUGGUGUCCAAUCAGAGGAGCCUGAGAGGACUAACACUGAGAAACUCUGUUUUAAUUAAAUGCUUUCUUGUAAAUGUGUUUAUUCUGUGGUGCAAACAGUAAAUGAGUCUCAUGGAUUGACUGCAGCGCGCUCCAUCUGCUCCCCUCCCAGGUACUCCCUUCCCUAAGUGCUUCAUGCAGGUGGCUAAGAAGAUUUUGUCACGCCUGUUCCGGGUGUUUGUCCACGUCUACAUCCACCACUUUGACCGUGUCACCCAGAUGGGCGCCGAGGCUCAUGUCAACACCUGCUACAAGCAUUUCUAUUACUUCGUCACUGAGUUCAACCUGACGGACCACAAAGAACUGGAACCCCUGAAAGAGAUGACUGCUCGAAUGUGCCACUGAGAGACCUGUGGACACGCCGGACACCUCCAUCCGUCCAUCUCCAUCCGUCCCUCCAAGACUGAAUCAGAGAGUGAAAUGGGAGCAAAGAUAUCCAGAGUCUAUUUUUAUAUUUAAGUACUGUAAUCUAUUUUAUCCAGAUUCUUCAGGUUUUAAACAAGAAAAUUCCCCUGUGAGGCAAACUGUUCCUUAAAACAAAAACAACUUUUGCAGACAUGUUAUCAGAUCACAGUAUUAAGAGGUGUAUGUUUGUGUUAAUGUUUAUCUAUUUUGUUUCAACUGCAAUCAUUCCACGAUGCUAUCUUCCUCUCGGUUUAAAAUGAUCUAAAAUUAGAUUUUUAUUUCUUGCUGUAAGUCUUAAAAAUCACUAUAUUGUUACAUUAAAGUGAUCUCUAAUCUGUUUUAA
This is a messenger RNA of Girardinichthys multiradiatus, 3656 nucleotides long. RefSeq names its product MOB kinase activator 3A (gene mob3a). Gene Ontology annotation, molecular function: protein kinase activator activity. Gene Ontology annotation, cellular component: cytoplasm; nucleus. The record is from RefSeq and is a predicted model, not a curated record. Bases 359 to 784 code for a protein of 141 amino acids. Lineage: Eukaryota; Metazoa; Chordata; Actinopteri; Cyprinodontiformes; Goodeidae. Gene Ontology annotation, biological process: positive regulation of protein phosphorylation; signal transduction. The transcript is spliced from 3 exons.